AUGGAUUACAAUCCUUUCAUGACCGGCGAGAACAAUUCGCCUGUAAGAUCACCUCAACCGGCCGCUAGGCGCCAGGAAUCUCCCUGGAGAUCACAGUAUUCCGAAUACAACUCUACGGAAAAUGAUUUAUCUACUGCAUUUCAAGGGUUCCCCUCGGUGGCCCCGGUCCAGCCCCCAUCUCCAUCCAAGGCAGCUGCCAAAUAUUCCCCACAACGAAGAAAUGUCUUCGCGCGUGAUAGCACACCCAACUCACCAGUUCGUCAGAACCGCUACACCGCCAACCUGCACGAAUCUCCAAAGCGUAACGGGCGUGCAAUAAUUGCAAUCGAUGAACCAUCGGACGACGAGCAUGGUGACUUGUACGAUAGCUACUCCUAUGAAAACCCAAGCGUCCAAUCUCGUUCAGUUUCCCACGGUACUCACUCAAAGUAUUCUUUCGAGAGUCAACGGAAAUCCUUUGGUGAUGACAGCACCGUUUUCUCUGGGGACACAUUCGAACAGACACGGUUUCAAGUCAACCAUCCGCAGAAAAACUACAUUAAGCGCGGGAAGUCUGAAGUUAGGAAACUACCUUCUGUCAAAGCUAAAAGGAAUAUAUUGAAGUUGGACAAUCCAAUUCCAAGAGGGCUUCUGGAGAUUCUUCCUAAACGUGAUUCUCCCGAAUUUACCGAGAUGCGAUACACUGCAUGUACCUCCGAACCUGACAGCUACGUGGACGAAGGUUACUCUCUUAGGUUCGCUGAAAUGAACCGCGAAUGCCAAAUAACAGUUUGCAUUACAAUGUACAACGAGGAUAAAUUUGCUCUCUCUAGCACGCUACACUCCGUCAUGAGAAAUAUCUCGCAUAUGUGCAAACGUAAAAAAUCUAGCGUCUGGGGGCCCAAUGGCUGGAAGAAAAUACAAGUUAUUAUCGUUAGCGAUGGUAGGAGAAACAUCAACAAAGGUUCCUUGGAUUAUCUCAGCGCCUUGGGUAUCUACCAGGAAGACAUGACAAAAUCGACUGUAAACGGCGAGCCGGUUAAGGCGCACAUUUUCGAACUCACUACUCAGGUCUCUAUCGAUGCAGAAUUAGACUAUGUGAGCAAAGAAAUUGUACCAGUCCAAGUUGUCUUCUGUCUCAAAGAAGAAAAUCAAAAGAAGAUUAACUCUCAUCGCUGGCUUUUCAAUGCUUUUUGUCCCAUUCUAGACCCAACGGUUAUCAUUCUCGUGGACGUCGGGACAAGACUGAAUGAUACCGCUAUCUAUCAUUUAUGGAAGGCUUUUGACAGAGACUCCAAUGUAGCCGGUGCUGCUGGUCAGAUCAAAACAAUGAAGGGGAAAUGGGGUCUCAAGCUUUUAAAUCCACUUGUGGCAUCUCAAAAUUUUGAGUAUAAAAUUUCUAACAUCCUGGACAAGCCAUUGGAAAGUGUAUUUGGGUAUAUUUCCGUUCUUCCAGGCGCUUUAUCUGCUUACCGCUAUCGCGCUCUUAAGAAUCACGAAGAUGGCACUGGACCUCUAAACUCCUAUUUUCUGGGUGAAACUCAAGAGGGGCGUCAGCAUGACGUUUUUACGGCAAACAUGUACUUAGCUGAGGACAGAAUUUUGUGCUGGGAGUUAGUCGCUAAGAGGAACGCCAAGUGGGUCUUAAAGUAUGUCAAAGAAGCUACUGGUGAAACAGAUGUGCCUGAAGAACCACCCGAGUUCAUUUCACAAAGAAGGCGUUGGUUAAAUGGUGCAAUGUUUGCGGCCCUCUACGCUCAGCUUCAUUUCCCGCAAAUAUGGAAGACGAGACAUUCCACCACCAGAAAAAUUUUCUUCCACUUGGAAUUCUUCUAUCAGUUUGUUCAGAUGCUGUUUUCCUGGUUUUCCAUUUCUAACUUCUUUUUGACAUUUUACUUUUUAGCAGGAUCCAUGAACAAGUUGAUGAAGCACGGAGAUGUCCUGUUCACUUUUUUCAAGUAUUUGAUAAUAUGCGAUCUUGCUGCUCUCUUCAUCAUUUCAAUGGGUAACAGACCGCAGGGCGCUAACCACCUAUUCAUCAUUUCAAUGGUGAUUCUUUCGAUUUGCUCUACUUACGCAUUAGUUUGUGGGCUUGUUUUUUCUUUCAAGACGCUACAGGAUCCAACUGAAAGCAGUAUGGUUUUCUUCAAUAUCGUGGUUUCCCUCCUUUCGACGUAUGGUCUCUAUGCAUUUACGUCCAUCCUGUAUCUCGACCCUUGGCAUCUAAUCACAUCAUCUGUACAAUACCUUUUGAUGCUUCCAUCUUUUAUCUGCACUUUGCAGAUCUUCGCGUUCUGCAAUACUCAUGACGUUUCUUGGGGUACGAAAGGCUCCACAGAAGACACGAAACCCAAAUCUGAGGCCACGGUCAAACAAGGUCCUAAUGGCCAGCAGAUUGUUGAAGGAACAGAGUGGCCUCAAGAGGUUGACAAAAAGUUCGCUGAAAUCAAAAACAGGCUCAAAGAAGAAGAAGUUGUCGAACCCAAGAUUGACGAAGCUCAGAGGAAUAAUGAUUAUUAUCGUGACAUUAGAACACGAAUUGUUAUGAUUUGGAUGCUAUCUAACCUUAUCAUGAUGAUGGUCGUUACUCAGGUCUACGGGCCAGAAGAUACUGCGAAGAACAAGUAUUUGAUUUUCAUUCUUUGGUCGGUUGCCGUUCUGGCAUUGUUCAGGGCCGUUGGAUCGGUGUCAUUCUUGGUACUGAAGUACCUCCGGUUGAUAGUGAGUUACAAGCAUAAAGCGGAGGAUAGCGGCUCCUUCAAUCUUCCCAAUACAAGAAAUAUAUUCAAUAAGGAACCCAAAAUGUAA
Molecule: messenger RNA, 2787 nt
Organism: Lachancea lanzarotensis
Lineage: Eukaryota; Fungi; Ascomycota; Saccharomycetes; Saccharomycetales; Saccharomycetaceae
Gene: CHS2
Product: LALA0S08e04742g1_1
Exons: 1
Coding region: 1-2787 (928 amino acids)
Cellular component (GO): cell periphery; cell septum
Molecular function (GO): chitin synthase activity
Source: RefSeq, a predicted model, not a curated record